Lachancea thermotolerans CBS 6340 is the source of this 3867-nucleotide messenger RNA. It is a transcript of the gene RSE1, whose product is annotated as U2 snRNP complex subunit RSE1. Gene Ontology annotation, cellular component: nucleus; U2 snRNP. Gene Ontology annotation, molecular function: protein binding; U2 snRNA binding. The coding region runs from base 1 to 3867 and encodes 1288 amino acids. Gene Ontology annotation, biological process: mRNA splicing, via spliceosome. NCBI's taxonomy places the organism in Eukaryota, Fungi, Ascomycota, Saccharomycetes, Saccharomycetales, Saccharomycetaceae. The record is from RefSeq and is a predicted model, not a curated record. The transcript has a single exon.
AUGAUCGUGGACUCUGCAGAUCCCGUUCUUUACCACCUGACGCUCCAGCGCCAGUCCAACUUUGUUCAUUCCUGCGUAGGCCACUUUGUUGACUAUAAGCAUCACCAGCUAGUCCGUGCGCGCGAUGCAGGCAAGAGACGCAAGGGCAGGAGAGACUACCAGGUGUGCGCCGCCACCGAGACACAUAUCGAACUCUAUGAUGUGGAGGAUGGCAGUCUGAAGAGACUCGUUUCGAUACCGUUUUUCGCCACAAUAACAGCCAUGCAAAGCCUGCCGAUAGAUAGUAGUUACUCUUUCGUGGUUCUGCUCACGGACGCCGGUAAUCUUUCGGUCCUUCAGUUUGUCUACAACUCGGGCUGCUUCAGGCUACACACUCUUUUGAACGAGCCCUUUGCUAGAAGCGGCAUACGAAGGCUUUCACCUCAGAAACACCUCUCGGUCGACCUCCAUGGGCGCUGCAUCUUUCUCUCCGCGACUGAGCGGAACAAGCUCUGUUUCCUCACAGAUUUCAAGGACAAUGCACUGAGCAUAUCAUCACCACUGGUUCUCAACAAGCCAAACAGCAUAACACUCAGUACUGCGGUAUGCGAUGUUGCUUUCGAUAAUCCCGUUUUCGCGUCGUUAGAGAUUGACAUGUCAGAUGGCUCCAAGUCUCUGAUCUUCUACGUGCUCGACUUAGGUCUAAACCAUGUCGUCCAGCGCAGUGAGCAUGAGCUACCUCGGGAUGCAAACUUUGUAAUUUCAGUGCCCAACUUAGAAAAAUAUGGAAUAAGUACCAAGGGCCCAGAAGGUUCCCAGGAUGGCGAUGACCUGGUCAAUCCCUUCGUACUAAUUGGGUUGCAAGACCGCCUACUGCUAAAAGACUCUCAUGGGCUCUAUAGCCUCGAAGUUCAACUGCCGACCCGCGAAAAUGAAGCCUCGCCCACCAUAAUCAUAACUGCCACUUUGCACAAGCUGAAGAAGGAAUUUUUUAUUUUGUUGCAGACAAAUACUGGGGACCUAUUCAAGGUUAAAAUAAUACCCAACGAGACUACUCGGUCCUCUCCUAAGCUUACUGUAACAUUUUUUGACACCAUUCCGUGCUCAUCAGGACUCCAUAUUUUUAGGAAUGGGCUGAUGUUAGCGCUCGGAGAAUUUGUCGCUCUUAGCCUUUACGAGUUCGAAGGUUUGGGAAAUGACGAGGAUUUCUCUUCAAUUCUUACAUCUGAUGACCCUCAACGAAAACUGAAACUGCGACCGGUCGAAGAGCUUCAGAACCUAUCACUUCUCGACCAGUUCAGAGGAUCAAAUCCUGUGUUGUCGCAAAAAGUCGUGGGGACAACCCCCCUCACCAUCCUGUCACAACAAAAAAACACUCUGGAGACGCUGACAACUGGUGUCAACUUCAGCGAACUUAUUUCGUCCCCCCUCCCCCCCAACCCUGAUAAUGUGUGGACCAUUAAAUUACCCUCCGAACUUGGGCACCGACUUGUCUUUUUAAGCCUUCCAAAAGCCACCAUGGUUUUGAAAAUUGAGGAUGGUUCACUGGAAGAGCUGGAAAACGCUAGCGAGUCAUUUAAAACCGAAAAUGAUCGAACGAUAUUUGUUGGACUGAUGGGAGAGAGUUCCAUCAUUCAGGUUUGCGAGAACUCGCUUUCGCAAAUAGCUUUAGCUAAGAAACCGCCAGUUCUGAACAGCAAGCUCGAGUGGUUGCCUCCUGCUGGUAUCAAAAUCGUUGAAGCUACAUGUUCUUCCACACAGCUAGCUCUAGGGUUGUCCAAUAACGAAAUUGUUUGGUUUGAACUCGACACUUCCAAUGGCGGCGAAGUCUUAAACGAAUACCAGGACCGCGUGGAAAUGCCGGAUAAAAUCACAGCUCUCAGCCUUCCGCAAACUUUUAAAAGCGACUUUUUAGCUGUUGGAUGCCAAGACUCCUCUGUCAAGAUUAUCGGGCUCAAGUCAACAAGCAGAGACAGCUUCCUCGAGGUUCUCUCAAUGCAGGUCGUAUUAUCUCCACCCAGCGACCUAAAGCUCGUGUACUCUAAAGGUCUUUUAUUUUUACACUUGGGGCUGGAUGCUGGUGUUUACAUCCGCUCUAAUAUUGACAAAACUGAUGGUCAACUAUUCGACAUACGAACCAAGUAUCUGGGUUCCAAGCCUGUGAAAGUUUCCGUUCUUUCAGAAAUUGAGCUCAAGGCAUCAUUAGAAGAAGCGGGAGAGGGCGAGAGCGACGAAGACGAGAGCGAGAGUGAGGAUGAAGGCACGAACCAACCAAAAGGCGUGGAAGGUUCCUCCUGUGCUGUUUUGCAUAGUGAUAAGACGUGGCUCAGUUACAACACUGCGAACUUAAUGCUAGUACGACCAUUGAUCAUAAACGGAAAACAAUCUUUAAGUUCUGUUGCAAUGUUCAGAACAAAUGACAUCAAAACUAAUGGCUGUUGUGCGGUGUCUACAAGCGGUUCGCUCUUAAUCGGACGCUUCGAUAAAUUCACAACUGAAGACAAAUGGUUUCAACAAAAGAGAAUAGAGAAAACUGACGAGGAAUCUGACAAGAGCGGUGAAGGCGUCAGUCUUUCGGGCCAUCAGCCCUUCCAGGGUCGAAGAAUUGUUGCCGAUAAAUUUGACCGCAAGACAUACUUCGUGAUUGAAAAUAACCAUAAAAACAGCAGCUGCCGCAUUUCUGUCUACCGAUCUGGGAAGUUAUUAAACUUCGGCACUGAUGAGGCUUUCAUUAGCAUAACAGAUUGCGUGUGCCUGGAUGCUCAAAGCGUCCGAUUUGGCGGUGAUGAAUCCCACUUGGUAAUGUCAACAAGCAACGGCAAGCUGAAAACCUUUGUUGUGAACAUCGAAAAGACGACUAAAGGCCGAAGAUACAAUCUCACUUUUCUGCAUGAUACAGCUGUCGAAGAAAAGGUCUAUUCAAUGAUAGCUUUCAAAGACAAGCUACUUAUCAGCUUGUUCGGGAACUUAGUGCUGUAUGGUUUAGGCCGGUCUCAGCUUUUGAAAAAAACAAUAACACCAAUGCCUCCGUCCGUUACUAAAGUAACUUCCAUCGCACAGUGGGAAGAUAGCCGCGUGGCUGUUGGCGAUAUACACGAGUCAGUAACCUUGUUUUUAUAUGACAAGCGAGCCGACAGAUUCAUCUCGAUAGCAGAUGAUAUCACAAAACGACAUGUAACUGCGUUGGAGUUUUUGGACCGCUCAACUGUUGUCGGAGGUGACCGUUUUGGAAACAUAUGGGUUCUCAGGCUUCCUAGCAUCCACGAAAGGUUGGUUAGCGACGAAUUUCCCUUUUUCUUGAGCAAGUUCCACAACAACGUCAAUAACAGCAUUGCAAAGAACAUAAUGGAAUGCCCUUUCAAAUGGGAUCUGGUAAAUCAUUUUUACGCAAACGAUAUACCUGUCUCGUUGAAUGUCGUCAAGAACAUGCAUUCAUCAGACAAAGUUUCCAUUCUUUACUUGGGAUUACAAGGCUCAGUGGGAUGUUUGCUUCCCCUCGCGACUAAAAAAGAAGCAGAAUUCCUAGAGAAGCUACAAGGUGGCCUCAGUGAAGCAGAUGAAGCCUUUUAUAUGGACUUCGAAGCUCAGAAAGCCUCGGAAGAAUCAGAACACACCGAUGACUGGAGUAUGGAUUACAACCAAGGCACUAAAUUGAAACACAAGAGCCCUCGGCCUAUAGUUGAGGGUGCUUUCAGCCUAGUCGGAAGAGAUCAUACUGUUUACAGGAGUUACUACGCACCAGUAAGGAAGGUAAUCGACGGUGAUCUAUGUGAGCAGUUUUAUCAGCUUUAUCCUAGCGAACAAGAGUUUUUAACGAAGAAACUCGGCUUCAAGGAUGUAGCUUUCGUGAAAAGUCGUCUAGCUGAGUUCCGAGCUAAUCAUGUAUAA